UUCCAGCGACGCCAUGCCUGUGAACUGUUCUGUUUACCAGACCAGUCCGCAUUCUCCAAAGACACGCACAUGUGAAUGCCUCUCUCAGACACUGUGUUGUCAUGGGUGUGGCACAGCAAUCGGCUAUAUGAUUGUCGCACCUUGUGCUCGCUGUGCCCCCGGAAUGGGCCUAUCUCCUACUGGUUCGCACUCGCUCGGUCAGAUGCACUCAAACUAUCACCAACCGUUACCUCCACGGAACACAAAUGGUCACCGGUUUGUGUUCCAUUCAACUGAGGUUACUUAUGAGGAACGCCUGUACGUGGCUGGCGAGCCAGACGUCAAUCCCGACGCACGUUCACAAGAGGUCUUUGCAGCUGUAGCCCAACAGAUACAAGCGUCGCCUCGUGCAUCUCUACCGAAGAUCCCGAGGCUAAGGUCUGGUGAAAUCCUUUACUGGCACCAUUUCGCGCGUUCUGGCGAUAUGGCGGGUGGAGUAUACGAUGAUAUCCGAGCAAGGGCUUCUCAUGGGUAUCGCUUCGAUCCCAUGAACAUGAGCCGCACAAACAGGAUCAUGGCGUGUCGUUAGGCGGCGUCCUACUCAAGGGGAAGAUUGUCGAACUCCAUACAUCAUUGUUAAGCUUCUUGAAAUUGUACAAGAUUCGUCUGUUUAAAUCAUUUCUCCAUUUGAACAUUUGUAUACUUGUUUCUUGCAAGUAUUCUACGCUGUUCGUUUAUUUAACCGGGUCGUGAGCGG
Fomitiporia mediterranea MF3/22 is the source of this 736-nucleotide messenger RNA. RefSeq lists its product as uncharacterized. Bases 14 to 568 code for a protein of 184 amino acids. NCBI's taxonomy places the organism in Eukaryota, Fungi, Basidiomycota, Agaricomycetes, Hymenochaetales, Hymenochaetaceae. The record is from RefSeq and is a predicted model, not a curated record. Gene Ontology annotation, cellular component: cytosol. The transcript is spliced from 2 exons.